GGGCUGGGCUGGGGGGGGAGCGGGGAUCCAGAGCGAGUGGAGCGCUCGGGGGUUCAGGGCUCGGAGGCGGCGGCUCCCGGCAGUGGCGGCGGCGGCUCCUCCUCCCCCCCUGCCCAGAGCUUUCGGCCCGGCCUGUCACGCGUGCCCGGGGCGGCCGUGCGGCCUAGUUCCCCCGACGCGGCCCAGCCUGGUCCCUCGACCUCGGCCUCCGCCGCCCCCGCCGCUGCCGCCACCGCUGCCGCCGCCUCCCCGACCCCCGCUGCUGCCGCUCCCACUGCCUCCUGCUCCACCGCCAUGGCCCGGCCGCUGGUGCCCAGCUCGCAGAAGGCGCUGCUCCUGGAGCUCAAGGGACUGCAGGAGGAGCCGGUCGAGGGCUUCCGGGUGACCCUGGUGGACGAGGGCGACCUGUACAACUGGGAGGUGGCCAUCUUCGGGCCCCCCAACACCUAUUACGAGGGCGGCUACUUCAAGGCCCGCCUCAAGUUUCCUAUUGAUUACCCCUACUCCCCUCCAGCUUUCCGCUUCCUCACAAAAAUGUGGCACCCGAACAUCUAUGAGACUGGGGAUGUUUGUAUCUCAAUCCUUCACCCUCCAGUAGAUGAUCCCCAAAGUGGAGAGCUUCCCUCUGAGCGAUGGAACCCCACCCAGAAUGUCAGGACCAUCCUCCUGAGCGUGAUCUCCCUCUUAAAUGAGCCCAAUACCUUCUCACCAGCCAACGUGGAUGCUUCUGUGAUGUACAGGAAAUGGAAAGACAGCAAAGGGAAGGACCGGGAAUAUACAGACAUCAUCCGGAAGCAGGUCCUGGGGACCAAGGUAGAUGCAGAACGAGAUGGGGUAAAGGUGCCCACAACAUUGGCUGAGUAUUGUGUCAAGACCAAGGCCCCUGCACCAGAUGAGGGCUCGGACCUCUUCUAUGAUGACUACUAUGAGGACGAUGAGAUGGAGGAGGAGGCUGACAGCUGCUACGGUGACGAUGAGGAUGACUCUGGGACGGAGGAGUCCUGACACCACCUCCCCUCAACCCCCGGGCCCGAAAUAAACUUAUAAAAUUUUACCUCAGACAAGGAA
Messenger RNA from Monodelphis domestica (gray short-tailed opossum), 1068 nucleotides. RefSeq names its product cell division cycle 34, ubiquitin conjugating enzyme (gene CDC34). NCBI's taxonomy places the organism in Eukaryota, Metazoa, Chordata, Mammalia, Didelphimorphia, Didelphidae. The record is from RefSeq and is a predicted model, not a curated record.